Molecule: messenger RNA, 261 nt
Organism: Trichophyton benhamiae CBS 112371
Lineage: Eukaryota; Fungi; Ascomycota; Eurotiomycetes; Onygenales; Arthrodermataceae
Exons: 2
Coding region: 1-261 (86 amino acids)
Biological process (GO): electron transport chain; mitochondrial respiratory chain complex I assembly
Cellular component (GO): mitochondrion
Source: RefSeq, a predicted model, not a curated record
AUGGCGCCUCCAAACCCAACCGGCUUCGACAUGAAGACCUUCAAGGCUGCGGCCUCUCCUACAUCAGAAUGGGCGCUAAGGGAUCCAUGGAAGCGACAUGAGGCAUGGAGAUACACAGGCCCAUUCUCCCGAUGGAACAGAUUCAAGACCGGCUUCCCAGGCCUCGGAAUUGCGACGGUUGCCUUUGCCAUAUACUGCGGAUACGAGUAUGCGUUCCUGAAUGACAACCAUCACGGCCACAAGGAAGAGGGUCACCAUUGA